CCUGCAACUCUUCUUUGUCUUAAAGAAGACGAAACAAUCUCUAAAGUCUUCCUUCCAUGGGAGUUAGCUUAAAGCGUUGAACCAAAUUAUUAGCAUAGAGAAAAAGAGAAGAACAACAACAACAAGAAGAAGCAUAAACAAAUUCUCAAUGUUCUUCGCUUUUGCUUGUGCAACCAUAGUCGUCACUGACUUGCUGGAUUCAGUCUAUGGCGUCAUCGUCCCGAACGCAUAGUAGUUCGCCGUAUUCUAACCGGAAAUCUGUUGCUUCUUCUUACUAUUCGAGUCCAUCACCGAGUUCUUUCACAAACGGGAAGAUGAUUCCUCGAUCUUGCUCGACUUCGGCGUCUUCGCACUAUGGAAUGAGUGGUGGAUUUGGUUCUAGAUCGAUGGUUCAUGGUCGAGGGGGGUCGGAUUCAAUGCACUAUGGAGGUGGAAGUUAUGGUGAUUGCUCGCCGGUUGGGUUUAUUUCCGAUGAUUUGAUUGCUGAGCCUGUGGAUGAGAUGAGGAAUGGGGAUAGCAUUUCUGUGACGAUUCGGUUUCGGCCUUUGAGCGAGAGGGAGUUUCUGAAAGGGGAUGAGAUUGCUUGGUAUGCGGAUGGGGAUAAGAUCGUGCGCAAUGAGUAUAAUCCAGCCACGGCCUAUGGAUUUGAUAGGGUGUUUGGACCAGAUACGACUUCACCGGAGGUGUAUGAAGUGGCGGCUAAACCAGUUGUAAAGUCAGCUAUGGAGGGUGUUAAUGGCACUGUAUUUGCUUACGGUGUGACAAGCAGUGGGAAGACACACACUAUGCAUGGAGAUCAAAACUCUCCAGGUAUCAUACCACUAGCUAUAAAAGAUGUUUUCAGCAUCAUCCAAGAUACUCCUGGAAGGGAAUUCUUGCUCCGUGUAUCUUACCUUGAAAUAUACAAUGAAGUGAUAAAUGAUUUGCUGGAUCCAACAGGUCAGAAUUUGCGUGUUAGGGAAGAUGCACAGGGCACUUAUGUUGAAGGUAUAAAGGAGGAAGUAGUUUUGUCUCCUGGCCAUGCUUUAUCAUUUAUAGCCGCUGGAGAAGAGCAUCGUCAUGUUGGAUCAAACAAUUUCAAUCUUUUCAGUAGCCGGAGUCACACCAUAUUUACACUGAUGAUUGAAAGUAGUGCACGUGGUGAUGAGUAUGACGGUGUCAUCUUCUCUCAACUUAAUUUGAUUGAUUUAGCUGGGUCCGAGAGCUCAAAGACCAAAACUACUGGACUGAGGAGAAAGGAAGGAGCCUAUAUAAACAAAAGCCUUUUGACUCUUGGAACAGUUAUUGGGAAAUUAAGCGAGGGAAAGGCAUCCCAUGUUCCUUAUCGAGACUCUAAGCUUACCCGUCUUCUACAAUCUUCACUCAGUGGGCAUGGACACGUUUCGCUUAUUUGCACAGUAACUCCUGCAUCCAGUAACAUGGAGGAAACUCACAAUACAUUGAAGUUUGCUAGCAGGGCCAAACGAGUUGAAAUCUAUGCUUCACGCAAUAAGAUAAUUGAUGAGAAAUCUUUGAUAAAGAAGUACCAGAGAGAAAUUUCAACCCUCAAGCAAGAACUUGAUCAGUUGAAGAGGGGGAUGCUUACUGGUGUUAAUCAUGAGGAGAUAAUGAAUUUGAGGCAACAGUUGGAAGAAGGUCAAGUAAAAAUGCAAUCAAGAUUAGAGGAGGAGGAAGAAGCCAAGGUUGCUCUCAUGAGUAGGAUUCAGAGGCUGACUAAACUCAUACUUGUCUCUUCUAAGAAUUCUAUUCCUGGAUGUUUGAGUGAUGUUCCUAGCCAUCAAAGGAACAAAUCUUCUUUUGAUGAUAAGUCGGAGGUCCCCCAAGGAUUGCUAUCCGAAAGUGAGAAUCAAAAUGAUUCAUCUUCAAUUGUACACUCAGAUUUCUCUUCAAUUCAGCUGAACGGGGAACCCUUACCAGCUGAUAGUGCAAUCACUGGAUCAACUAACGACGAGAUGACAUUGUCAGAUCAGAUGGAUCUGCUUGUCGAGCAAGUUAAGAUGCUUGCUGGAGAGAUUGCGUUUAAAACCAGCACACUGAAACGCUUGGUGGAGCAGUCUGUUGAUGAUCCUGAUGGUUCUAAAGUUCAAAUCCAGAACUUAGAACAUGAAAUUCAAGAAAAGAAGAGGCAAAUGAGGGCUUUGGAACAACGAAUUACUGAGGCUGGCGAGUCUUCAAUUUCUAGUGCAUCGAUGGUCGAAAUGCAGCAGACCAUUACAAGAUUAAUGACUCAGUGCAGUGAAAAGGAUUUUGAGCUGGAGAUCAAAACAGCGGACAAUCGUGUUCUUCAAGAGCAAUUGCAAAACAAGUGUGCAGAGAACAGAGAAUUACAGGAGAAAGUAGAAGUUUUAGAGCAACAGUUGGCUUCAGUUACUAGCAAUAAAUUGUCAAGUUCAUCUGAAAGUUGUCUUCCAGAAAAGUAUAUUGAAGAGUUCAAAAAGAAGAUUCAAUCGCAGGAGAUUGAGAAUGAGAAACUGAAAUUGGAAUCAGUUCACUUUUCAGAAGAGAUCAGUGGGUUGCAUGUACAGAAUCAAAAAUUGGCAGAAGAAGCUUCUUACGCAAAGGAGCUAGCCUCUGCUGCUGCUGUUGAGUUGAAGAAUUUAGCAGCUGAAGUCACCAAGCUUUCCUUACAAAAUGCAAAAUUAGAAAAGGAGUUAAUGAGUGCGCGAGAUUUGGCCCACUCUAAAAAUAAUCACAGUGGGAAUCGCAAGUACAAUGAUGGUUCGAGACCUGGACGGAAGGGAAGGCUCUCUGGCUGGUCUAAUGAUAUUUCAGCAGCAACCAGUGAUGAUUUUGACUCCUGGAAUCUUGAUCCAGAUGAUUUACAAAUGGAAUUUCACGCAAGGAAACAAAGAGAGGAAGCUCUGGAGGCUGCCUUAGCUGAAAAGGAACUUGUAGAAGAUGAUUACCGAAAGAAAAUGGAAGAAGCAAAAAAAAGGGAGGCAGCUCUUGAAAAUGAUUUAGCUAACAUGUGGGUACUGGUUGCUAAGUUGAAGAAAGAGGGUGGAGGUGGAGCUAUCUCAGAUGUUAAAAGUGAUGCAAGACAGAAUUCUGAAAUGGAAAAUGUUAUUGAUACAAAAAUGGACGAUAAUGAAACAGUAACCAUCUUUGAAGAAGAUGCCAAUCUUGUUGAUAAUUUGAAAAAACCCGAAGAAACUCGCGAGGAGGAACCAUUGGUUGUUCGCCUUAAGGCACGGAUGCAAGAGAUGAAGGAAAAGGAUCUCAAGUGUCUAGGAAAUGUAGAUACGAAUUCCCACAUGUGUAAAGUCUGUUUCGAAUUGCCAACUGCAGCAAUUCUUCUUCCAUGUCGACAUUUUUGUUUAUGUAAAUCUUGUUCACUUGCCUGUUCUGAGUGUCCAAUCUGUCGUACAAAGAUUGUAGAUAGACUCUUUGCAUUUACUUCUUGACAUGCUGUUAUAUGCCCUUUUCCUACAAGGAAAUUCAAUAUUUCAACUGUCGGCAAUCUAUGAUGUGAUGGAGGACGAGAUUCUUUUAUUAGUUUUGCUUAUAUGCAACUGUACAAAAGGUACAUAAUUAUUUAUUGUGUUCAAAUCUCUGAGAGAUGUAAAAUAAUACUUGAAGAGAAAGAUCAUAUUAAAGUAGUUAAGAAACUUCAAUUUUUCAACAUGGAAAGCUUUAUUGCUUAGUUUA
This is a messenger RNA of Benincasa hispida (wax gourd), 3648 nucleotides long. RefSeq names its product kinesin-like protein KIN-7D, mitochondrial. The record is from RefSeq and is a predicted model, not a curated record. NCBI's taxonomy places the organism in Eukaryota, Viridiplantae, Streptophyta, Magnoliopsida, Cucurbitales, Cucurbitaceae. Gene Ontology annotation, biological process: microtubule-based movement. Gene Ontology annotation, molecular function: microtubule motor activity; microtubule binding; ATP binding.